AUGAGCGAACGAAGCCUCCUUAAUGGAGCACGGCUGAAUCACAGACUUUCCGAUGUGUCUAUCGCCCCAAUUACGGAAACUCAGCAAGGUAGUACAAGCUCAAAUAAUCAAGGAGAACACCAAAUUCAACAGCAACCACAGCAAGCCUUGCCUUCUGCCAGUAAUUAUCAUCAUGGAGGAGGAGGAGGCAAUGGGCCCUAUUCAGUUACAGGCUCGGAUAGCGCAUUAAGCGCAACAAAUAGCACAUCAAGCUCUAAUAAUUCGUUUACCUCUCAAACGUUGGAUUUAUUCACGACCAUGAUUGUUUCAUUAAUAGAUUGUUCUCCAAAGAGAUCAUGGAGAGCCUUCAUUAUUCCAAUCAUUUUCAACAUCUACCUAAUAUGGACACAAUUGUUUGUAGACACGUUAGCUGAUUUUGGUUGGGGAGAGUACGGAAGCUACAUAUUUUCAGUGAUAUUGAAUUUUCCUACUACGCUCUUAUUUCAAAUGGUACCAUAUUGGGGAGUGGUCACCCUGAGUGGUUUCUUUCUUUUACUUAUAUGGAUUUAUAUCGGAUUGUUGGUUUUAGCAUUCAGGAAUACAGUUAAACCAAGCAAACAUUUUAAAAAGUUGAAAGUGUUCAUACGGAGAUCAAGUUACAUUUUGAGAACAUUCUCAUUGCUCAUGCUGCAUGUAUUUGUUGGGUUUUUUAAUUGUGAUCUUUCAAAAACCGUCAAUAUUGCAACCGUAGGAGGAGGUAGUAUUCUAAUGAAUGCAUUGCAACGUUAUAGUAGUGUGGCAUGUUUAGAAACUCAAAAUAUUGUCAUGAUGGUUGUGGCAAUCAUUGCAAUAUUGUCUCUACUUGUGGUCUAUCCCGUUGCUGAGUUUGCUAUUUCCCAUUCGUCUCCGUUUAGCAAAAUGCCAUUGAUGGCUGAAAGCUCACUAGUGACAACCUUAAUGGGAAUGUGUUGUAUGGUUCAAAUGAUCCUUUCACACGUCAUUCCCCAGCAAUAUUUAUAUGUUUCUGCAGGCGUACAAGUGAUACUCAAUAUUGCCAUGUGUUUUGUUGUUUUUUACUAUGUUCCUUUCCUGAAACGCUUAGAUAAUACUCUCUAUUUUGGCUUUGCACUCGCAAAGUUAGGAGCUAGUGUUGGUGCCUUGGUGAGCUCAUGUGUGAAUUUAACAUCUUCGACCAGUUCUCCUGUCGAUGGUGGUUAUGGGUUUUCUAUAUUGACGCUAGGACUGAUUGUGCUUGGCUUUGCUUUUGGAUGUGUAGUAAUGGAAUUCUUUAUCAGAUUUCAAACAUCACGAAUUCGUGAUAAGAUAUUGACUUUUGAGAUGUGUUUGUAUGAAAAAAGUAUGAUCAUUGGAAUUGAAAAAUCAGCCACCUCCAUUUAUGCUGAAAUUGAAGAAUCUAAAAUGAUUUCAGCCUUAAGAUUGUUUCUCAAGCUUUGCCUGAAGCAAGGUGCCAGCAGUAGCCUGCAUAAAGACCUUUUUGAUUCUGAAAUCUCGAUAGCAUUCAUCAAAGGAAUUGCAAACCAAAAAUCAUUUAGCGAUAUUUACAUGUUAAUUUAUGGCUCAAGCAUUGUGCUUGUGAAAUGGCAAGGGGAUCCAAACUGUGGUAUUUUUUCCCAAAAUUUAUUGAAAAGAGCAACCAGACAACAUCCCAAUAUUCUUCAACGCAUUAUCAUUCAAGAACGGCUUAAACAAAUUGAAGCUGUAUCCCAGUCUACCAAUGGCUUAUUUGAAAUAACUUCUCAAAUUGAUGCUCUCAACAAAAACCAGGCUAGUUUAUUGUCGCUUCAUAGAGAUUUCUGGAAAGAAUUAGCCUCAGAGCAUGUGAAUUAUGAAAAUAUUGAAAAGCUCAAUAGAAGCAUUUAUUCUCUUACCACUGAUUGUAAAAACUCGUUAACCAAUCUCUACUUCAACUAUUCACAUAACAAGACAAUUCUAAGAUUGUACGCCAGUUUUAUUGAAAGUUUUGAGUUUAAUAAGGAAAUGAGUCAAGCUCUUUUUGCGGAGGCCAAUAACAUUGAAGAAGAAGAAAUGAAGAAGAAAAGGAAAUUUUCCAGCACUGCCAAUAUCUUCAAUGUUAAAAGAGGAAAUAAGGUGGCUCCAUCAGUCACCACAGAUGCAUUAUCUAAAUAUAAUGUGCUUGAAGCAACCAGUGCUUACGGAGAUGAUAUGCACGAUUAUUCGGCAUUGGAUAAUAAGGACGAAACAAUGUUCAUGGAUUUAGCGGGAGAUGCUUUCGAAGAUGCUCAGUCUAAAAAAGAAAGUAUGAUGCGAAUGGCAGUAGCAUCCCCAAAGUCUCACAAAUGGGCCACAUUUCUUUUAACUGUAUACUUCAGUAUUGCAUUUUGCAUUAUCGCAGCGUCAAUAGGGUUAAGUGUAUAUUAUUCUCGCAGCGUGAAAGUCAACGUGCCUUACUUGCAGCAAGUUUGCUUUCCAAGUACUAUUCCGCUAUCAAUUAUUAGAAAUGUCCGAGCAGCACAAAAUUGGAUCAACGCGUUUUAUUUGUUCGAAUUCUCUUGGCCUCCAACCAUUGACGGAUUUCCUAGCGUUACGAAAAAAUUUUACAUUAACGAUCAUAAGAACCGACUUGUGAAUGACUUGAAUUUGCUGAAAACGCUAUUGCAGGUUGGACAACAAAACGUAUUUGAUCCUGCUAUCUAUUCUGACUAUUCUUCUAACAAUUAUCCGUUAUUAAUUCCAAAUGAAGACUCCAAUGAUACAAGCUUAUUUUAUAAUGGGGCGAACUCUCAAAGACUGUCUUCAAUUGUUGAGAUUACAAACAUGAUCAUCAAAUAUACUGACAAGUUGAUAGCUCAGUAUCCCUUUGAUUUAUUAAUGGAUAUUGAGUCUGGAAAUCACACUUUUCAACAAAAACAAACACUGUUGAACCGCUUGGCCAACAACGUGUAUAUGAAUCCAUUACAAAAUUAUAAUUACAUGUUUCUAUGGCAAAAUAUUUAUGGGUUCACGUUUGCAUAUGAAUCAUUUUGCCAGAAAUAUUUAGAUAGAUCUGUAGCAAUCAUUUCACGGUCAUUCACACAAUUCUUAAUAUUUAUAUCUGUUUCCUUGGGCAUCUACUUUUUCUUAAGCGUAUUAUUGUUACUAUUUGUGAGGUCUGAAAUCUUCUUCCUUAAAAAGCUGAUCAAACUUUUCGAAAGAUUUUUGCAAAAGGAUACUAUUGGCAAGAUUUAUCAUUCUUUAAGUAGAAGAACAGAUUAUGAAAUUGCUCGCCAAGUGAAAUCUUUUUCGUUGAGUAGAUUGAAACCUAACAUUGCUCUUCCCUCUAUCAUUUUAUUACUGGUAUUAAUUGUAUUUGCUUGUGUGGCUCUUAUGUUUGUAGAGAGCUAUUUGAAUGCUCAAAUGUCUUCUAUGGUGUUGACGAAUGUAAGACAGACCAUUCUUACAGCAACAGGCGUCCAAAGCGUGGAAUUUGAUGUUGGUGAAAUUGUUACUUAUUAUGCAGCUUCGGAAAUUACAAGACCAAAUUCUAUUUUGGCACCAUCAUUUAAAAGAAGAGUAUCCUUUGGUGAUCUAAGACUGUACAAAGGCAAGGAUAACUUGGAUUUUCUUUUCGACAAUGUGGUAAACAAGAGUCUGAUGGUAAGCGAGUCGUUUUCCAAGCUUAUCUAUGGAGAUUUAGCUCAAAAUGCAGCUCCCUUAAUUGGAAUGUAUCCCUCUGUUGACAAGCUAAUCACAGUUGGAUUUGAUGGAAAUUGCACGGAGUAUCUUCAACGAAAUAAUAUUGCUUUUACCUAUGCUAGUAACCUUCUGUACUGCCAAGGUUUAGAGAAAGUUUUAACUGAUUUUUUGUCAGCGGCUCCUCAAGUUAGUACUGAUGCUCGAAAACAAUAUAUUUUACAAGCUGAAGCUGCUAAAAAUGGUACUUUACUAGACAUUGUACCAACUCAAAUGCAAUUGAACAAUAUUUUUAGAAUGUCUUUGCCUUUGACAACAAAAUUUGUGACAUUUAUCAGCGAAUUUGUUAAGAGCUCUAGCCAACCCUCGAACACGCUGGUCACGAUUUUUUCCAUACUGGGAAUAUGUGGCACUUGUGUUUGUGCUUUCGGUGCCCACUUCAUUUCGUUCAAUGUUUGGAAUCAAAUUCAUUCAUUGAGAAUGAUGCUUAAUUAUGUACCCGUCGAAAUACUUGACAGAAAUGACAAUUUAAAGAAUUAUAUUCUAAAUCAUUCCAUAUCGUUCUCAAAGCAUGACAGCGUCACGACAAAGUCCAAAGAUGGUGAUUCCAUGUCUGAUCUAAAACUAAUUUUCAACUCUAGCGUUGAAGGAACCAUUUUGUCCAAAGAAAGUGGAGAAAUAGAGUUAUUCAACAAUGCUGGUUUAUCAAUGUUCGGUAUCAAAAUUAUAGAAAUUCUCGGUACAUCCAUGUAUGACAUUUUUGACUCAACUGUUCGUGAGGAUGUCAGAAAAGCAAUUGAAAAAUUGUUGACCAAGUUUAAACAAGAAAGUUCUUCAGAGGCUAAUAUUAACCAAUUUGUUGAAACUAUGGAAAUCAGCUGCAUUAGAAGAAAUCACACGCAAUUUCCUGCAAAAAUCAAUUUUUACAUUGUCAAAUUGAGUGGAAGACAUUCGUGUUCUAUUGUGGCAACUCUAAGGGAUAUCACACUUGAAAAAAAACAAACCAUGCUAUUGAACGAAGAAAAACAAAAAUCCGAUAACUUGCUCAAAAAUAUAUUGCCCACCAAAGUUGCAAAUCGAUUGAAGAACGGGGGAGAUUCAUUUAUUGCAGAAAAGCUGGAUGAUGUAACAUGCUUCUUUAGUGACAUGGUUGGUUUUACGGCAAUCAGUAGUAACCUUCAAGCCUCGGAUCUGGUUCUAAUGUUGAAUACUAUUGUCAAUGGAUUUGAUGCUCUUACCGAGAAGUAUAAUCUGGAAAAAAUUAAAACAAUUGGAGAUGCCUAUUUUUGUGUGGGUGGACUUCACGAUUCCCAAUCCGACCAUCCAGAAAGAGUCUUGAAAUUCGCAAUUGACACAUUUAAUGUUAUUUAUCAAUACAACACCAACAAGCAAAACGUAGGAACGAUUACAAACGACCUCAAUAUUAGAGUUGGUAUUAACACAGGUGCUGUGGUUGCAGGAGUGAUUGGAACCAAAAAGUUUGCCUAUGAUUUAUGGGGUGACACCAUCAAUGUGGCUAGUAGAAUGGAAUCGACGUCCCUUGUAGGACGGAUACAAGUUUCAAGAUCGACUUACGCUCGAGUGUAUGAUCUUGGUUAUGAAUUUGAAGAAAGAGAGGUUGAAUUGAAAGGAAAGGGUAUCGUGAAGAGCUAUUUACUGAACGAGAAGCAUCAUAGACAAUCUAAGGAAAGCCAACCACAUCAAACAAUUCCCAUUGUCGUUGUUGAAGAUUUGGGACAUCCCAUCCAACCUCAAUCAUCACAUCAAUAA
Messenger RNA from Naegleria lovaniensis, 5400 nucleotides. RefSeq lists its product as uncharacterized. The transcript has 8 exons. Gene Ontology annotation, molecular function: guanylate cyclase activity; peptide receptor activity. The record is from RefSeq and is a predicted model, not a curated record. Lineage: Eukaryota; Heterolobosea; Eutetramitea; Acrasida; Naegleriidae. Gene Ontology annotation, biological process: intracellular signal transduction; cGMP biosynthetic process; receptor guanylyl cyclase signaling pathway. The coding region runs from base 1 to 5400 and encodes 1799 amino acids.